AUGGCUGCCAUCUGUGCACUGAUGAAUGACGCCCUCGCCGCACAUCGUCCCAAGCAUCUCAUCACCGAGCCACACGAGACGUCGUCCUCGGCCGACCAAGCCCAAACUGCAAGCCCGCAAGUUGGAAUCGCAAUCCGGGCACUUUCUAGCCAUUCUGCUGGGCCUGCCGAUGUCGGUCCUGUCAGUGAGCGUUGCUUCGGCAAUAUCCGAGCGUGA
Penicillium macrosclerotiorum is the source of this 216-nucleotide messenger RNA. RefSeq lists its product as uncharacterized. NCBI's taxonomy places the organism in Eukaryota, Fungi, Ascomycota, Eurotiomycetes, Eurotiales, Aspergillaceae. The transcript has a single exon. The coding region runs from base 1 to 216 and encodes 71 amino acids. The record is from RefSeq and is a predicted model, not a curated record.